GGUCAACACCAUGGCCAAGACCCCCAGUGACUAUCUGUUACACUCCCUGGAGGAGCUGGUGCCCUAUGACUUUGAGAAGUUCAAGUUCAAGCUGCAAAACACCAGUAUGGAGAAGGAGCAUCCUCGGAUACCCCGAGGCCAGCUCCAGACAGCCAGACCAGUGAAGCUGGCCACUCUGCUGCUCACCCACUAUGGGGAGAAGUGUGCCGUGCAGCUGACACUGCAGGUCCUGAGGGCCAUCAACCAGAACCUCUUGGCAGAGGAGCUCCACAGGGCAAUUGGCCCAGAAUAUCCGAUACAAGAAAGUGGAACUGACUGUUCGGCAAUGUCUUGUUCAUCUGGUGAGAAUAAGCUCAAAAACCUGAGGAUACCAGAUGGCCUGGAAGGUGACAGGCAGCAGCAAGGUGGUGAUGGGGCAGCUAGCCAGCCAGAGGCCGGGAAGGGGCCCCAGAAGAAGCCUCAGGGCAAACGGAGAGACCAGAAGGGCUCAGAGGGCCUGGAUGUUCAGGGCAAGACAGGCACCAGGGGUAUGGUUCUGUCUUCCAGGAGAGGUCCACUCCCAGGCAAGCCGCAAAGGGAGAAGGGGAACAAUUCGAGUGUCAGGCUACGCAGAAAUGCCAGCUCUGCAGGAAGACUCCAAGGACUCUCCAGUGGGUCACUUUCUGGGUCUCCAGGGAGGAAAGAAUGCAAGAUAUCUGAAGCAUAUGUACCUUCAGAACAGAAUCGACCCAAAAGUCUUCAAUUUACUAUUUCUUCAGGAGAGAGAGAACUGCCCAAUCCAGAAACUCUUCUGCUUCAAGAUAAAAUGAGAAGUGAGAAUCCUGAUUCAGCAAUUACUGCCCACAAAGUGGCCACUCUGGAUGUAGGGGCUACUGUAGCUCUGGAGAAAGGCUCAGGAAAUCCAGAACAUUCUGUCCUAGGGAGACUGCAGAAUGAAGCUGUGUGUCCCGUCUGCCGUGCCCAGCAAGGAGACCCAGUUGGUGGCACUUGUGUGCACAAUUCCUGCAGCUGCUCCAUUGAUUCUAGGGAUCCUAAGACCCCGGGUGGUUGCUUGCCCAGCUGCCCCAGGUGCCAGGCCUCACUCCCAGUGAAGAGCUCUGGAGGCCUUGAGAAACAGGAGGGCCUACAGACGGCCAGCCUGAACCCCAAGCCCCUGCCGCAAUGUGCGCGUCACAUGAAGCAGGUACAGUUGCUCUUCUGCGAGGACCACAGGGAACCUAUCUGCCUCAUCUGCAGCCUGAGUCAGGAGCACCGAGGCCACCAGAUACGCCCCAUCGAGGAAGCUGCCCUGGAAUACAAGGAGCAAAUUCAGAAGCAGCUGAAGCAUCUGAAGCAGCUGAGAAAAUCUGGAGAGGAGCAGAGAUCACAGGGGGAAAAGAACACAGCAAACUACCUGAAACAAAUGGAAGCCCAGAAGCAGAGAGUCAAAUACCAGCUGGAGAAGCUGUCCCGGUUUCUGGAGCAGCAAGAGCAGCUCUUUGUGGUCUGGCUGGAGGAGCUGGGCCAGACCAUUGGCAAGGUCAGGGAGACAUAUGACACCCAAGUGUCCAGGGACAUUGCCCUUCUCAACAAGCUGAUUGAGGAACUGGAGGCCAAGCAGAGCCAGCCGGAAUGGGAGCUUAUUCAGGACAUCGGAGUCACCCUGCAAAGGGCCAAGACAGUGACUAUCCCUAAGCCAUGGACCACCCCAUUAGAGGUAAAAGAAAAGAUCCACCUGAUCCACCAGAAAUCGGAGUUUGUGGAGAAGAGCAUAAAGUAUUUUUCAGAAACCCUGCGUUUGGAAAUGGAAACCUUCAAUGUUCCAGAACUGAUUGGUGCUCAGGCACAUGCUGUUAAUGUGAUUCUGGAUGCAGAAACUGCCCACCCCAACCUCAUCAUCUCUGAUGACCUGAAGAGUGUUAGACUUGGAAACAAGUGGAACAAUAUGCCUAACAGUCCAGAAAGAUUUGAUAGCUGCAUCAUCGCCCUGGGCUCUCCAAGUUUCAUCUCUGGACGCCAUUACUGGGAAGUGGAGGUGGGAGACAAGACAGGGUGGGUCCUAGGCCUCUGCAAGACAUCCAUAAGCAGAAAGGGGAGCAUGACUCUAUCACCGGAGAAUGGCUACUGGGUGGUGAUGAAGAUGAAGCAACAUGAGUACCAGGUGUCCACCUUUCCCCCAACCCGCCUGCGGAUGAGGGAGCCCCCCAGGCAUGUGGGCAUCUUCCUGGACUACAUGGCUAGAUAUAUUUCCUUUUACAAUGUGACAGCCAAAUCUCACAUCUACACAUUCACCAUCUCUUUCUCUGGGCCACUUCAACCUAUCUUCAGCCCUGGGACUCAUGAUGGAGGGAAGAACAUGGAUCCUCUCACCAUCUGUCCAGUGGGUGGCCAGGUGCCUCACUGAAUGCCCUACACUCUUCAUCUCUCUUCAAACUCCCAGCUUGUAUCUUGAAUUCAUGCACUCAACAGUUAUUGUAUUUAUACUGGGUUCUGGGUGCUUUGGGAAACAACAAAUCAGAGAAUAGUCCAUGUACCCUAGGAGCUUAUGGAGUAGCAGUAGAAGUAAGCU
This is a messenger RNA of Pteronotus mesoamericanus, 2548 nucleotides long. It is a transcript of the gene MEFV, whose product is annotated as MEFV innate immunity regulator, pyrin. Gene Ontology annotation, biological process: protein ubiquitination. The transcript has 10 exons. Lineage: Eukaryota; Metazoa; Chordata; Mammalia; Chiroptera; Mormoopidae. The coding region runs from base 11 to 2383 and encodes 790 amino acids. The record is from RefSeq and is a predicted model, not a curated record. Gene Ontology annotation, cellular component: cytoplasm. Gene Ontology annotation, molecular function: zinc ion binding; protein binding; ubiquitin protein ligase activity.